AUGUGCACAGUGCAUUUAGUUAGAGUGGUGUCUGACGGUAAAGGCUUGUUCUUGACAUACACGGGAAAAUUAUACGAAGGCGAUUGGUUCAAAGGAUUUCGACACGGCUACGGUACCCUUAGUAAUAAAUUAUUAAACGGGACAUACAACCUAGAAUAUAGGGGAGAGUGGGUAAGAGGUAAACCAGAAGGUGCUGGCUGGAGGUACUACGAGAAUGGUAAUGUUUACUUUGGGUUUUGGAGACGAGGGCAACGGCACGGCUACGGCAAGAUGUGGUAUGCAGAUGGAACAUUUUACGUUGGCUAUUGGAAUAUGAGUAAGAAGGAAGGAUUGGGAAUGUUUGUUCAAGUUAAUGGUAACCGUUAUGAAGGCAACUGGCAUCAAGAUAUGAAAAACGGAAUCGGCCGUUUCUACCACCUUCACACUGGACAGUUGCAGGAAGGAUGCUGGCAGGACAACAUUUGUGUUAUGUCUAAGAUGUCAGAUAUAGAGAUUCGACAGUUUUGUUACUUUCCUUCCGAGUAUCCUAUACCACCUGAAACUUUACGAGAGUCAAAGAAAAUACUUGAGGACAGCGAGUUCUGGCUGAAACAACAGAUAGGGAACAUAGACAAUAAAUUAAAGUUUUGUAUUGAUAAAAUGUAA
Messenger RNA from Pieris macdunnoughi, 645 nucleotides. NCBI's taxonomy places the organism in Eukaryota, Metazoa, Arthropoda, Insecta, Lepidoptera, Pieridae. The record is from the annotation of a GenBank genome assembly.